AGUUGAAGGAUACCUUUUCUAAUUUUCAUUAAAUUAUCUCCAUUUGAACUUUCGUGGUGCUAGAGCAUGUGAUUAUUCCAUUCUUAGCUAAUGGAGCCAUUUUUCUUCUCUUGUGCUCUUAUUAUGCUUUUCAUAACAAUGAACAUCUUCUUCACACUAACCUCAUCCACAAAUUCAACAACUGAUGAAGAUGCAUUGCUCAAUUUCAAAACCAGCAUCAAUUUAUCAAUCCCUAAUUCCAACCUCAUCACCAACUGGUCCACAAACACUCCCAUCUGCGACUGGGCCGGCGUCUCGUGCGGUGCCAGACACCACCGGGUGACGGCCCUCAAUCUCUCAGGCGUCGCGCUCUGGGGAAACCUCUCUCCUCAUCUCGGAAACCUAACGUUUCUUCAAUCCCUCGACAUUAGCUCCAACAAUUUCACGGGUGCCUUACCCUCCGAGCUCUCUAAACUGCGCCGUCUAAAGGAGAUGAACGUCGGAUUCAACAACCUCACCGGAGAAAUACCGUCGUGGCUCGGAGCCUUGUCUCAACUCCAACAUCUGCGCCUCAAUAACAACAAAUUCUCAGGGAGAAUCCCACUAAUUAUCUUCACCAACAUGUCGUUGCUGAUAGAAAUUGAUAUGAGCUUUAAUGAGCUAUCGGGCUCAUUACCGGAUGAUAUCUGCGGUGGUGGUACGACGGAGCUCCGGCGACUCGAUAUGUCGGAGAAUCGACUUAAUGGUGAAAUUCCGGCGAGAAUGUUCGAGUGCACGAAGCUGGAGAGGCUGAGCUUGUCGGUGAACGGAUUCAGUGGCAAGAUUCCAACUGGAAUUGGGAAUCUGACCAUGCUUAGGGAUCUGUCUAUCAACUCAAACUUUCUGGACGGAGAUCUUCCAUCCUCUAUUUUCAACAUUUCUUCUCUGGAAUACGUGAACCUCUUCAACAACAGUUUGUCUGGAAGUAUCCCACUUUUCUACAAUUCACCCAAUCUUGAAGAGUUGUAUCUUGACUCCAACAACCUCACAGGCAGCAUACCAGAGGAAAUUGGAUCUCUUACUUCAUUGAUGAUUCUAAAACUUUCCGACAACAACUUGACAGGUCCCAUACCCAAGCAAGUUGGCAACCUCACUUCGCUAAUAAAACUAGAAUUGGAUCGCAAUAAGUUUACAGGUGAGUUGCCGGAAGAGGUUGGUAAUCUAGCAGGCCUUGAGGUUUUUGAAGUGUCUUUCAAUGAUUUCUUAUCCGGUUCCAUCCCUCCUUCCCUUUUCAACAUCUCAUCUCUGCAGUUCUUAGCUCUUCGACAGAAUCUAUUUUCCGGCACUCUUCCUCCAACCAUGGGGAGCUCGCUUCUCAAUCUCCGAGAGCUUUAUUUAUAUUUGAACAGACUCACCGGCGAAAUUCCAACCUCUAUCAACAAUGCUUCUAAGCUUACUAUGUUGGAAUUGAAUAGAAACUCGUUCACCGGCCCCAUCCCCGACUUUGGUAAUCUAAGACAGCUGCGAGCGCUUCGACUCUGGGAAAAUAAUUUGACAGGAGCUGAAUCUCCUAAUCAGGAGCUCACAUUUCUCUCUUCUUUAACUAACUGCCGAGAUUUGAAGGUCUUAGAGAUACAUGACAAUCCACAUAUGAACGGAAUCCUCCCAGCUUCCAUUGGGAAUCUAUCUACUUCUCUUGUCACGUUUAUAGCAUCUAACUGCAGCAUUAGGGGUCCCAUUCCUUCUGAAAUUGGAAACUUGAACGGUUUGCAAACUUUAGAUUUAUCUGAGAAUCAAUUCACAGGAUUCAUCCCGGAAACAAUGGGAAAAUUGAAGCAAGUCGUCGUGUUAUAUCUCUAUUCUAACCAGUUGCAAGGAUAUAUCCCUCGUGAUCUUUGCAAUAUCAGUAAUUUGGGGUAUUUGUAUUUGAGUAGUAACAUGCUUACUGGUCCAAUACCUGAAUGUUUGGGGGAAAUUAAAUCGCUAAGAAAGGUCUCAUUGUCCUCAAACAAGCUCAAUUCUUCACUUCCUUCCAACUUGUUCAAUCUCAAGGACCUCAUAAACCUAUACUUGGAUUCAAACUAUUUGAGUGGUCAGAUUCCAGACCAGAUCAAAAAUUUGAAUGCUAUCAGCGAGAUGGACUUGUCGCAUAACAAUUUUUCAGGGCGUAUUCCGAGCACAAUCAGCGGCUGCGAAUCGCUUGAAUACUUGUAUUUAUCACAUAAUAUGCUUGAUGGAACCAUCCCUCAAUCAAUGGGGCAGCUCAAAGGCUUGAUCGAAUUGGAUCUGUCCAACAAUCAUCUUUCUGGUUCGAUACCUGAGUCGUUGACAGGUCUCAAGCUCCAAGCUUUUAAUGUGUCAUACAACAGAUUGGAAGGGGAGAUUCUGGAUAAGGGUUGUUUUAAGAGCUUCACUGCUGAAUCAUUUCUCCACAACUCUGCUCUCUGUAGCGCAACAAAAUUUCAAAUCUCGCCUUGCCGGAAACCAGCAUCAAGGAGUGCUUGGAGGCUGCUGAAAUACAUUAUUCCCGCCUUCCUUGCAACUAUGAUUAUGGUGGUUGUGGUAAUUUUCCUUAUAAAACGGCGCAGAGGGAGGAAUCCGCGGCCUGAAGCUGAGGUCCAGUCAGUAGGUGUUGGUUGGAAGAUAGUCUCGGAGAGAGAAAUCAAGCAGGGGACGAGCUCUUUUAGUGAGAUGAACCUUCUCGGGAGAGGUGGCAUGGGUUCGGUAUUCAAAGCAACGCUUGCGGAUGGGACACAAGUUGCAGUGAAGGUCUUCAACUUGCAAUUAGAAAGAGCCACCAAGAGCUUUGAGACAGAGAGCCAGAUACUGAGCAGCAUUCGCCAUAGAAACUUGGUGAAGAUACUUGGCUGUUGCAGUAGCCCCGACUUCAAAGCCUUGAUUCUUGCAUACAUGCCUAAUGGAAGCUUGGACAUAUGGCUGCAUUACUCGGACAAGGAUUUUCUGGAUUUGAUGCAGAGGCUGAAGAUAGCGACAGAUGUGGCGUUAGCCUUGGAAUAUCUUCAUCAUCAUCACACGCGCACUGUUGUGCACUGUGAUAUAAAGCCGAACAACGUGUUGCUCGAUGAGGAUAUGACUGCCCAUGUUGGCGAUUUUGGCAUUUCUAAGCUCUUCGACAAUGGUGAGGCAGCAGCUCACACUAUUAACAUGGCAACUGUUGGUUAUGCAGCACCAGAAUUUGGAUCAGAAGGAAAGGUAUCCACGAGUGGGGAUGUAUACAGUUAUGGGAUAUUGUUGUUGGAGAUGUUUACAUGUAAAAGGCCGACAGAUGAUAUGUUCAAUGGUGAAAUGAGCUUAAAGGAGUGGGUGAAAAAUGCAUUACAAGAAAAUGCCAUAAGCGGAAUUGUGGCUGCUGGUUUGCUGUCAAGAGAAGAUCCACAGUUUUCUGCAAAGUUAGAAUGUGUAGAGUCUAUAUUUGAGUUGGCAAUGAAAUGUUUGGCCUUUUCACCCGAGGAAAGAAUCAACAUGAUGCAAGUGGUAGCUGCUCUGCACAAGAUCAAAGACAAAAUUCCAGUACAAAAGGUUAAGAAGAAGAUCCGCAGUUAAUGGAUUAGAUGAUGUUUACUGCAGUCUGGUAAAUAUAUAAUGUUGGAAUGUUUAUAAUAUUUCGUUUGAGUUUUGUGUGUUGUUAGGUUGCCAUUAAAAUUUUCACUCGUGGAAAGUAAACCAACAAAAGAUGCAGUAUAUAUUUAGUAUUGUCAUUGCAUUUUGUGAAA
Messenger RNA from Salvia miltiorrhiza (redroot sage), 3692 nucleotides. RefSeq names its product putative receptor-like protein kinase At3g47110. Gene Ontology annotation, biological process: protein phosphorylation. Lineage: Eukaryota; Viridiplantae; Streptophyta; Magnoliopsida; Lamiales; Lamiaceae. The transcript has 6 exons. Gene Ontology annotation, molecular function: protein kinase activity; ATP binding; protein binding. The coding region runs from base 91 to 3522 and encodes 1143 amino acids. The record is from RefSeq and is a predicted model, not a curated record.